CAGAACAAAUGGCAUUGUUCCUGGCGGAGAUGUCGCGGCUCCUGCAGGAACAACGCCGUCCGCUACCACCCUUAGUUCCAACACCUCGGACGGGGACAUUGCGUUUACAUGCCGAGAUUCCGAAAUAUUCAGGCUACGCAGAUAGAAAAUCGGUUGCUGAUUUUCUUGACGAAUUGCGUGAAUACCAGGCGGUGUCUGAAAUGUCUGAGGUUGAACUUCUAUCACGCGUACUGCCGAUCGCCCUCACGGGAAGCGCCGCGACAUGGCGUCGGAGACAAUCACCCUUCUCGACGCUACAAGACUUUUCGGAGCAGUUCAAAAAUGAAUUUCUGCCUCCCGAUUACGGCGCGCGAAUGCUCGAUGAGCUUAGGGCGCGCACUCAGCACCGCGACGAGUCCCUAGUCGAGUUUGUUCGGGCGCUCCAAACUCUCUAUGACAGGGCUGACCCUAGUGCGUCCGACUCAGACAAGGUGUCGCGGGCUAUCCGGCAAAGCCACCCGCAGUUUCAUCCCUACCUGCGUGGGCGGGUGUUCCGGAGUUUGGACGAGUUGGCCCAAGCAGCCCACCAGAUCCAGGCGGACAUCCUGGCCGAACUAAGAUAUCGGCCUCCUCCACCGCCGGAGGCUUGCCUGGAACCGUCCUGCGCUUGGACAGGCACGACCAGGCAAUCCAUGGACGAGCAUGGGUCACGGCCAGUUCUCCCCGGAAGGGUACCCCGAGCGCUGGACCCUUACACCCACGGACUGGGCGAUGGUGCUCAAGUCCGCGAGCAUGGCCGCCAAUACCAAGCCCCAUCCAGAGAGCGAUACCCAAGGGCCACCUCAGCUACUCUCCGCUGCUUCCGGUGCGGAAGUCUCGGCCACUUUCGCCGGGACUGCACCCGGCGGGUUUCAAACGACAAUUCGGGAAACGAGCAGUCUCGGCCCAGCCUCACGAGCAGCCCCGCCGGGGGCCUCCUGUGAUGAGCCCGAUGUUGCAGCACCUGGUGUGGCGCCCGCUCGAGCGCCCGAUGACGCUCCCGCUCCCGGAUUACGCGGCGACGCUCUCGCAGGCGCUCGCG
Ixodes scapularis (black-legged tick) is the source of this 1060-nucleotide messenger RNA. RefSeq lists its product as uncharacterized. The record is from RefSeq and is a predicted model, not a curated record. The coding region runs from base 9 to 962 and encodes 317 amino acids. Gene Ontology annotation, molecular function: nucleic acid binding; zinc ion binding. NCBI's taxonomy places the organism in Eukaryota, Metazoa, Arthropoda, Arachnida, Ixodida, Ixodidae. The transcript has 2 exons.